This is a messenger RNA of Scomber scombrus (Atlantic mackerel), 4644 nucleotides long. It is a transcript of the gene dhx29, whose product is annotated as DEAH (Asp-Glu-Ala-His) box polypeptide 29. Gene Ontology annotation, biological process: translational initiation. Gene Ontology annotation, cellular component: intracellular anatomical structure. The record is from RefSeq and is a predicted model, not a curated record. Bases 122 to 4279 code for a protein of 1385 amino acids. Lineage: Eukaryota; Metazoa; Chordata; Actinopteri; Scombriformes; Scombridae. The transcript has 28 exons. Gene Ontology annotation, molecular function: RNA binding; RNA helicase activity; ATP binding.
ACCAAGUGAAGCGACUCUCAAGUGUCUGUUUUGCUCUUUAUUUAUAACCACCACUUUUCAGGGUUCGCUAAUGACCCGCCGUCAUACAGUCGCAUAAAGGAGGCCGUGUUUUAGUGAUUUAAUGGGUGGUAAGAAGAAGAAAUCGGCGGCGGCGGCUGCUCCGGUGGCCCCGGCCGCAACAGCAGCAGCAGCGGGCAGGGCUGGUGCUGUUGCACCGGGGAACAGCGUGGCAGAGGAGCCGAAGAAACAACCACACAGCAACAAGCCGGCUAAACCAGCCAAAGAGAACAAGUCAAAAGCUCCAAAGACCUACAGUCUUGCCAACACUGUCCAGGUUGACACAGGUGGAGUCUCAGACAAAUCGAUCCUUAAAGUUUCAAUACAACCUGACCUCGAGAAGAAGAUCAUCAAGCUGAUCAAUGACUUCAGAGAGGAAAAUUGUGACAAAGGGCCCGUAUCAGGCAGACUCACAAACAAGAAAUUACUGGAUCUGUACACAGCUCUGCAGAAAUUCAAUUUCAAGAGAGAGCACAUCGAGGAGGCGAUGAAGAGUAGUGUGCUGUAUGGAGGUGAUCUCCACUCUGCUCUCGACUGGCUCUGCCUCAACCUUAAAGAUGAGGAGCUGCCAGAAGGGUUUACCCAGCAGAUGCAGGAGGAGAGCCAGAGGAGCAGGCCCAAGUUCCAGCCUCCCGCCCAGCAGAAACCAGCAGCCCCAAGCCCCAAACCACCCAGUAAUCCCCGCAAAGAGACCACCAAGGCCACAGAGAAAGAUGAAGCUGCAAGCAUGAAGGAUUGGAUCUUAAGGUAUGCAGAGCAGAGCAGUGAUGAGGAGGAGGAGGAGGAAGAAGAAGGGGGGAAAAAGACUGCACGCAAUCCUGAACUGGACGAAAAGUUUGAUCCGAAUGAUAGGUAUUUGAUCCUCACUGCUCAGCUGUAUGAUGCUAAAGAAAUGGCGACUGCUUCCAAGACAAAAGGAGACAAAACGGGCCAAAGGAUGGCACAGGACAGAAUACGCAUCAUUCAGCAAGAAAUGAAGCAAAUGGAGUCCCAUCCGAUGUUCAAUCCAUCUAUAAAAGUGGUGGAUGUGCCUCAAAAGGAGAAAAAAGUAGUUCCUGUCACUGAGGACAAAGAAGAUCUCAGCUUCAACUUAUUUGAACAAGCUGAAAAGGAACCUCCUGCACAGAAAGUUGUGAAAAAGAACGAGCCAAAGGAUAUUCGCAAUUUUGACUACACAGCUCGCAGCUGGACAGGGAAGUCUCCCAAACAGUUCCUCAUAGACUGGGUCCGAAAGAACCUUCCAAAGAGCCCCCCACCGUCAUUUCACAAGGUUGCUGCCGGUAGAUACUGGAGAUCCAGGGUGCGUGUUCAGAGGAUAGAUGAUGUCCUGGAAGUCUGUCCAACCAUCCUGACUGAGGACAGCAUGCAAGCUCAACAUCUGGCAGCCACACAGGCACUCUACACCCUGAUUAAAGGACAGUCGGUGCACACGCUCCUCCCACCAACCUACAGAGAUGUCUGGCUGGAGUGGAGGGACAACGAGCAGCAGCAACAGGAAGAGAGCCGCACUGCUGCCAACAAACCUCGAGACCAGUUCAUCUCCCGCCUCCUAACCAGACUCAAACAGCAGCAAAACCUUAACCAGAAGCAGGGUUCUGGAUCCCAAGGCCAGCUGGGGCUUGGUGGGGAUGGGGACGAAGAGCCCGAAGAGUCCUGGGAGAAUCUGGCUUCUCUUGACAUCGGGGAUGGAGGAGAAGAACUGGAGGAUAAGAGUGAGAAAACAGGAGAGAGGAGAGAAAGGGAAGGAGCACUCGAGGCAUCUAGAGAGCUCUUAAAGAAGCUGAAAAAGUCACCACUGGCCCACAAACUAAAGGCAGAGCGAGAGCAACUUCCUGUCUUCCAACACCGGCAUCAUGUACUGGAGGUUCUGCAGCGCCACCGUGUGGUCGUGGUGGCUGGAGAGACAGGCAGUGGAAAGAGUACGCAGAUUCCUCAGUUUAUCUUGGAGGAGCUGUUGACUGGGGGUAAAGAGGCACAGCCCUGCAACAUUGUAGUGACCCAGCCCCGCAGGAUAUCUGCCAUGAGUCUGGCCUGCAGAGUCAGCCAGGAGCUUGGCUGUGAGGACGGGCCAGGAUCGAAGUCUUCGCCGUGCGGAUACCAGAUCAGGAUGGAGAAUCAGUCCGGGGAGUGGACUCGCCUGCUGUACUGCACGACUGGAGUUCUGCUCAGGAAACUCCAGCAUGACAGACACCUCAGCUCCCUGACGCACAUUAUUGUAGACGAGGUCCACGAACGCAGUGUCCAGUCAGACUUCCUGCUAACCAUCUUGAAAGAUGUUGUCCUGAGGAGAUCAGACCUGCAGCUGAUCCUAAUGAGUGCCACAGUGGAUUGUAACAAAUUCUCUAACUACUUCAACCGCUGCCCAGUAAUCACCAUCCCUGGCAGGACAUUCCCAGUGGAGGUGUUCCAUUUAGAAGACAUCGUGGAGCAGACAGGCUACGUCCUGGAAAAGGACUCAGAGUACAGCCAGAAAAUUCUUGAAGAAGAAGAGGAAGUUAGCAUCUCUAUCUCCCAAAAAGGUGGCAAAACAUUACAGCAUCAGGAAGUUAUAAUAAGGGACUCGUCUUCAGGCUGGGACCUGGGUCCAGACCUGGACCACUUCAGCAGCAGGACUCGGCAGGUGCUGCAGUAUAUGAACCCCAAUAAGAUCAACAUGGACUUGCUGGUUGACCUUCUGGACUACCUAGACAAAUCCCCACAGUUUGCAGAGUUGGAUGGAGCCGUUCUCGUCUUCCUCCCAGGGCUGGCUCAUAUCCAGCAGAUCCACGACCUGCUCUCCUCAGACAAGAGAUUCAAGGAUAAAAGCAGGUACAGGCUUGUUGCUCUGCACUCGACUCUCUCCUCAAAAGACCAGGCUGCAGCCUUCACAGUGCCCCCCAAUGGAGUGAGGAAGAUUGUGUUGUCAACCAACAUUGCUGAGACAGGUGUGACUAUUCCUGACGUCGUGUUUGUCAUCGAUACUGGAAAGACCAAAGAAAAUAAGUAUCAUGAGAGCAGCCAGAUGAGUUCUCUGGUGGAAACCUUUGUGUCGAAAGCCAGCGCCCUCCAGAGGCAGGGGAGAGCAGGACGUGUCCGCAAUGGUUUCUGCUUCAGACUCUACCCAAAAUUCAGGUUUGAUGCUUUCAUGGAUUACUCCAUUCCAGAGAUACUACGGGUCCCCCUGGAGGAGCUCUGUCUUCAUAUUAUGAAAUGUCAGUACGGCUCCCCGGAGGAGUUUUUGAGCAGGGCCCUGGAUGCUCCUCAGUCUCAGUCAGUCAGUAACGCCGUUAAUCUUCUGAGGAAGAUCGGUGCUUGUCACCCCGACCAUCAUCUCCUCACCCCUCUGGGACACCACCUAGCAAGCUUGCCCGUCAACGUGAAGAUUGGCAAGAUGCUCAUCUACGGAGCCAUUCUCGGCUGCUUAGAGCCCAUAGCAACCAUCGCGGCUGCAAUCACUGAAAAGUCUCCCUUCUCCACACCAAUGAAUAGAAAAGAGGAAGCCAACCUGGCCAAAGCUGCACUGGCAUUGGCCAACUCUGAUCACCUGACCAUAUACAAUGCCUAUCUGGGGUGGAAAAACUCACAGAAUGAGGGGCAGAGAGUGGAAAUGUCCUUCUGCAGAAAACACUUCCUUAAUCGAACGGCUCUCAUUACAAUAGAGGAUGUGAAGCACGACCUGAUGAGGAUGAUGGAACAGGCAGGUUUCUGGUCGUCUCGCUCCUCCUCUCACUCAAAGCAGCAGGCGGCCACACUGUCCAAGCCGCUGAUCUCCGUCUUGAACGCAGUGCUGACAGCUGGGCUCUACGACAGCGUGGCCCGGGUCCUGUGCACCACCUCUGUGGAUGUGCUCGAGCGGGUGGCCUGCACAGUGGAGACCCCGCAAGGCAAGGCUCAGGUCCAUCCCUCGUCCGUUAACCGCAAUCUGCAGACACACGGCUGGCUGCUGUACCAGGAGAAGGUUAAAUACACUAAGAUCUACCUGCGAGACACAUCUCUGAUAUCUCCAUUUCCCAUGCUGCUGUUUGGAGGUGACAUCGAUAUUCAGCACAGAGAACGGCUCAUAACACUAGACGGAUGGAUGCAUUUCCAGGCUCCUGUUAGGAUCGGUGUGAUCUUCAAACACCUGAGGAAGCUGAUGGACUCUUUACUUGAAAAGAAGAUAGAGAACCCUCGGAUGAGUCUAGAAGGUGAGAAGGCCAUCUAUGUGAUUCUGGAUCUGAUCAAAUCAGAGCAUGCUGCGUGAUGUCGGACCAACAAAGGAUCUAUUUGCCACUGAAGAACCUGCAUACCCUUAUCUUAGACUAUCAACAGGCCUUUGCACAUACUGUUAAGCCCUGUUGACAAAGUGCUUCCUGUUUAGACUCCGGGAAUCAGGAUGGACACCAGCGGAUAAUCAGUGGGCAUAAUGUGGGGCAUCCUAAAGAUGAAUGAUGGUUAUCAUGAACUGUCACCCACAUGAGGAAGACUGACUAAUAUGAAAUGCAAAGAGACUGAAAUUUGAGAGGAAAAAAAAAAACAGAGAAAAUUAUGUUGCCAAAUAUGGUGGGAAUAAAACUGUAUUCAUUUUUAUUUGAGCCUUUUAAUGUGUCAUGAUUGAUUGUCAAAAUU